Porites evermanni is the source of this 9188-nucleotide messenger RNA. Lineage: Eukaryota; Metazoa; Cnidaria; Anthozoa; Scleractinia; Poritidae. The record is from the annotation of a GenBank genome assembly.
GUGGAAGGGCAAUAUGAGCAACAACUCAAACCCGGAAAGCUGCCACAAGCUGUUGCCGAUCUCUUUAAGGUAAAAUACCUACUACUUUUAAGAAUAGUGAUCUGCCCUUGCUACUGUAUCUCUAACAUUUGGGUGACCAUUUCUUUUUCCUUUCUGUGUAUUUUUAAGAAAGGUGUGAUAUUUCAUUAUACCAGAUCUCACUUUUAAAAAGUCGCUGUGCAUAAAACAGAUUCCAAGAGCAGCUUUUUUGCAUCUGUACAGUACACCUCUAGGAUUCUAACACAGAUGCCACUGAUAAUGACACGAUUACACCUUAGCUCUCUUGGUUAAGGCAAAUACUAUGACUUGGGAAAAUAAAAGAAGGCCUUGUUAAACCUUUUGUGCACUAAUACCUUUAAAAGAUGAAGAAAUGUGACAUCUUUCUCCCUGCUACGUGACAUGAGUGCUUACAUCACAGCUCCCACACUCUUAAAUUGCCUUUUCUGUGUAAGAAAAAGCAUUGGUAUCAGUGUUGAUAUAGUUUCCCUUCAGACAAACUAAAUUAACUAACUCACUACUAGUAAAAUGUGCAAUUGUUUUUCAGAUGAUUGAAUUAUCAAAGGAGAAAGGGGUUUACCUUUUUCAAGGCAAUCUUGCCACAGCACAGAGCAAGCUCAGUCCGACAUCAGCAGCUUGCUUUUUGCUGAGCUGCUUCUACAAAAACGAAGAACUUGUCAGCAAAAACCUCACUGGGGCAAACGCCGGGGAGGCGGUCGAUCCUGAUAUCCUUUCUUCUAUUGUGGGUAAGUAGAUGAACGUAUCUAAAGAAAUAUAAUUUAUAAAAAGGAUUUACUGCACCUUUAGUAAGAAUUAAAAUGCUUGCUUUGGUUGUUCCACUCAGUUACCUCCCCUGAGUGUGAUAGGAUAACUUCUGGAUGCUUACGAUUGUAAGCCAAUGUUAUAGAAUCAGAAAGCUUUAUGGAUUAAUGUACAGUUUUUGAGAAUGUGAGCAAAGAAAGCUUUAUAACUCAGAUCUUUGACCUUAAUCUUCAUUGCUUUUAUACCAAAUUCAAUCCCCGUAAAAACAUCUUACUUAACCACAAGGGGGCCCCAUACAAUCUGUUUGUGCAACCGUUAAUUUAAUUAGUAUACAACAAUGAAUGUCUCACUAAAUAUAUGUAUGCAUGGAUUGAUUGUCUCAUCAAAUAUAUGUAUGCAUGGAUUGAUGCUAGAUAAACGAACAAUUACCGCUAGUUCUUAUUGUUGUCAUUUUGGUUCUGAAGUGAUACAGUGAAAACCUGUAGUCCACACCCUUUUUAAGCAGAAACAAGCAUAUACAGCACAGACUGCUUCAAGGUGCUUGUUACGACACCUUCAAAUCUCAUGGCCCCAGCACAGAGGCGGAUUCAAAAUAAUUAUAAGAUUCAUAACACUGUCAACAUUUUGGUUGGAAUAACUCCACAAGGGAGCAUUUCAUUUGUCUAACACUCUUAGGGGAGGGGGGGAAGGACUUCUGAUAAGUAUUUAACAGACAAUUGUGGCACUCUCAAAAAGCUACUACCAGGAGAUUUAGUGAUGGCUGACCGGCAGUUUACUAUCCAGGAAAUCCUAAUACUCCACAAACGUGAACUUGCUAUUCCAGCAUUUACUAAAGUCAAAGACCAGCUGGACCUAGUUGAUGUCGAGCAAACCCAUGGCACUGCAAACAUUCGUGUGCAUAUGGAAAGAGUCAUUGGGCUACUAAGGAGAAAAUACACAAUUCAGGAAUUUUACCAAUUGAUUUCUUGCAGUGUGACCCCACUGGUUCCCAAGAGGCUAAAAUUCCUAUGAUUGACAGAAUUAUUACAGUGUGUGCUGCUUUGACAAACCUUUGCAUAGUAUUGUACCCUUGGAUCAAAGGAACAGUGUAUCUGAAGUUUCAUGCUUUCAGACUCAAAACACUCCACCACCUAUUUCAGGAAUUUUAAUUUUGUUAUGACCAAAAGCAACAAAGAUCAGAACAUGCGAACAAACUUUCACCGACGAAAAACGUCUGAUUGGUCGACCGGGACCACGUGACAUUGCCAAAUUCAAAAUGGCGGUAAUACCUCCAUCGUUUGUUUAUUCCAGUGGAAAGAAGAUUAAUUGCCGCUUAGAAUAGCCCAGACUUUUUAUUAUCCUUUUUCACCUAUUCCUAUGGGAUUCGUUCCCUGGGAUGCUCGUGUUUUGGCCGGUUUACCGGAUUCAGCUUUGGACUUGUUUAAGCGAUCACUCUUCACAAUCAUGAAGGACAACAAUAUUUCUGAUAAAAGCCGGGUCACUAGGAAAAACGGCCUUUGACAGCUCAAUGCGCCGGAGAAAUAAGACACGAUGGGUCCUUUGAAAUUGCUUAGACACCUGGAAGUUAUUUUAUUUUAUUUUUUUCACCGAAAAGAUAGAGCAAAAUUUUUUUUUCUCCAGCAAGACUUUAUAAUGUACAAAAAAAAGCUUGGACAUGAGCUAAAUGAACUGUGGUGUCUGCAUUCAUGUUCUUUUCAUUGUGAAAGGGUGCAAUUUUAAGAUCAAAACUUUUAAGCCGUCUAUGACUGAGCAGGUUUUUUUUUCUUUUCAAUGGUUACUGUGCUUGAUCUGAAUAAGAUAAUGAAAUUUUUUAAAUAAGGGAAAUAAUUUAUAUAAAAGAAGAGACCUUUGAUUACAAAUAUGUUAGUUGGAAAAAAUACUGAUUAUAUCUGCUUUUUUUAGUACAUAGUUUGGAAAACUGAUGCGUAGUCAAAGUGCCACAAAGGAGUAAAAACCCAGAUCUUUCCAUUAAUAAAUUUUAUUGACACUGUCAGGGACAUAUGCUUUGCUUGAGUACACAUUUGUUCGUCAAAAAUCUUGUUUAUGAGGCUGCACUUUGUUUGAUGCAGGAUCAAUCAAUCUUUUCUGAAGAGAAAUAAAUAAAAUAUGUUAAAAUGUCACAUACUUCAACACUGCCUUAGCCAACAACUAAGAAGAAACUGAACUUCAUAUCAAAAAAACAAAGUGAAAUUCAAAACUACUUCACUGUGAAACAACAACCCCUUCAAAUAAUAUAUAUCACAUUAAAUUUAUGCAAAAUGCAGACCUAAUGAUAAGUUUAUAGGAAUAGAAACAAACAAUAAUUACAGUGAAACUGUAAAGUUUGAAUGAGAUCUGUAUUUGAGUGUUCUCUCGUAAUUCUGACAGAAGAUCAAAAUUGGAAACUGUAUAUCCUACACAACUGCAUUCAUCAACAUGAUCCAACUAAAAUUUCAUUAAGACUCAAAGUUUACUCCAAACUUUAAACUCCUGUAAGUUUAAUUUGUGAUAAUUUUUUUUCUUGGAAAGAACUUUUGAAUACUUAAUAGCAUGUUAACUCUAUCAUACCGUCGUAACUUUGCUCCAGAAAAAUUAAGCCAAAAACGAUGGACAGAAAAACAAAAGCAUUCACAGGAAAUUUACCCUGUUCAUCUCCUUCCAGGAUACAAUUUUCAAGCAAAGAGGCAACCCCCACAGAAAGCUCUGUGUACAAAAAUCUAGUACUAAAAAAUUGUACACUGGGGAAAUAAUGUCCACAAGUGCGGUUCCUAACGAAGAAAGUAACAAGUAAGUCGUCGUGUGGAUAAUCCCAAGCCAAGUUUAUGAGCAAAAUAAUCUAAACUUCAAUCCUUCAAUUAUAAAAUUGCGAGCCUAAAUGUACAGCAGCUGUACACAUUCUGUAAACAGAAUUUUUUUUACAAAUCAAAAUGUUGCUGGACCUAUCGAACUGUAGCUCCAAGACAGUCUAAGCGUUUAAUGAAAACACUCUCACAUGUUUUCAUUCGACAGUUUGGAUAAAACUCAAAUUUCUUUCACAUACAAAGCUGUAAUAAUGUGCAACAACAAUGAAAUCUGCAUCGAUCGACAACACCACGUUUCGAACUACACACUUUAGAAAACUGCCGCAAAGCCGACCGCCUUCGAUCCACUAGCCACAAGACAAGUUACACAGCAAGACAAUCGCUCAGAAAAUUUCUUUACCUUCUUUAUAAUUUCCUUUUGUUCCGAGUGACACGAGGUUAACUUAAACCAAGCGUAAGCUUAUUUUUCUGCCAUAAACGGAGUAAACACACACACACACGGAAAUUUAGCAUCUAAAUAUAGUUUUUCCAGCAACAAAGUACUAGCUAAGUCAUAUUAACAAAACAAAGCCCAAAAAUGUCUGUCCCUCUACUUUUUUUGGUUGAAUUCGUGAUAAGAAACUCGAACUAAACAACAAAAACAUUUUGGAUAGCGUUGUAAUACGCUCUUCUAUCAACAGUAGAAUGUUGUCGAAUGUUAGAUUCACAAAGUCGAAUUUUUGACACAAAAACGGGAUAUACAUUUAACAAAACUGUCGCUUCCGUGCAACUCGGUACAAGCUAAUUUAUAUACCAAAACAAAGCCCAAUAAUUUUUCUUCCACUACUUUAUAAUUUCUUUCUGUUUGUGCAACCGUUAAUUUAAUUAGUAUACAACAAUGAAUGUCUCACUAAAUAUAUGUAUGCAUGGAUUGAUUGUCUCAUCAAAUAUAUGUAUGCAUGGAUUGAUGCUAGAUAAACGAACAAUUACCGCUAGUUCUUAUUGUUGUCAUUUUGGUUCUGAAGUGAUACAGUGAAAACCUGUAGUCCACACCCUUUUUAAGCAGAAACAAGCAUAUACAGCACAGACUGCUUCAAGGUGCUUGUUACGACACCUUCAAAUCUCAUGGCCCCAGCACAGAGGCGGAUUCAAAAUAAUUAUAAGAUUCAUAACACUGUCAACAUUUUGGUUGGAAUAACUCCACAAGGGAGCAUUUCAUUUGUCUAACACUCUUAGGGGAGGGGGGGAAGGACUUCUGAUAAGUAUUUAACAGACAAUUGUGGCACUCUCAAAAAGCUACUACCAGGAGAUUUAGUGAUGGCUGACCGGCAGUUUACUAUCCAGGAAAUCCUAAUACUCCACAAACGUGAACUUGCUAUUCCAGCAUUUACUAAAGUCAAAGACCAGCUGGACCUAGUUGAUGUCGAGCAAACCCAUGGCACUGCAAACAUUCGUGUGCAUAUGGAAAGAGUCAUUGGGCUACUAAGGAGAAAAUACACAAUUCAGGAAUUUUACCAAUUGAUUUCUUGCAGUGUGACCCCACUGGUUCCCAAGAGGCUAAAAUUCCUAUGAUUGACAGAAUUAUUACAGUGUGUGCUGCUUUGACAAACCUUUGCAUAGUAUUGUACCCUUGGAUCAAAGGAACAGUGUAUCUGAAGUUUCAUGCUUUCAGACUCAAAACACUCCACCACCUAUUUCAGGAAUUUUAAUUUUGUUAUGACCAAAAGCAACAAAGAUCAGAACAUGCGAACAAACUUUCACCGACGAAAAACGUCUGAUUGGUCGACCGGGACCACGUGACAUUGCCAAAUUCAAAAUGGCGGUAAUACCUCCAUCGUUUGUUUAUUCCAGUGGAAAGAAGAUUAAUUGCCGCUUAGAAUAGCCCAGACUUUUUAUUAUCCUUUUUCACCUAUUCCUAUGGGAUUCGUUCCCUGGGAUGCUCGUGUUUUGGCCGGUUUACCGGAUUCAGCUUUGGACUUGUUUAAGCGAUCACUCUUCACAAUCAUGAAGGACAACAAUAUUUCUGAUAAAAGCCGGGUCACUAGGAAAAACGGCCUUUGACAGCUCAAUGCGCCGGAGAAAUAAGACACGAUGGGUCCUUUGAAAUUGCUUAGACACCUGGAAGUUAUUUUAUUUUAUUUUUUUCACCGAAAAGAUAGAGCAAAAUUUUUUUUUCUCCAGCAAGACUUUAUAAUGUACAAAAAAAAGCUUGGACAUGAGCUAAAUGAACUGUGGUGUCUGCAUUCAUGUUCUUUUCAUUGUGAAAGGGUGCAAUUUUAAGAUCAAAACUUUUAAGCCGUCUAUGACUGAGCAGGUUUUUUUUUCUUUUCAAUGGUUACUGUGCUUGAUCUGAAUAAGAUAAUGAAAUUUUUUAAAUAAGGGAAAUAAUUUAUAUAAAAGAAGAGACCUUUGAUUACAAAUAUGUUAGUUGGAAAAAAUACUGAUUAUAUCUGCUUUUUUUAGUACAUAGUUUGGAAAACUGAUGCGUAGUCAAAGUGCCACAAAGGAGUAAAGACCCAGAUCUUUCCAUUAAUAAAUUUUAUUGACACUGUCAGGGACAUAUGCUUUGCUUGAGUACACAUUUGUUCGUCAAAAAUCUUGUUUAUGAGGCUGCACUUUGUUUGAUGCAGGAUCAAUCAAUCUUUUCUGAAGAGCAAUAAAUAAAAUAUGUUAAAAUGUCACAUACUUCAACACUGCCUUAGCCAACAACUAAGAAGAAACUGAACUUCAUAUCAAAAAAACAAAGUGAAAUUCAAAACUACUUCACUGUGAAACAACAACCCCUUCAAAUAAUAUAUAUCACAUUAAAUUUAUGCAAAAUGCAGACCUAAUGAUAAGUUUAUAGGAAUAGAAACAAACAAUAAUUACAGUGAAACUGUAAAGUUUGAAUGAGAUCUGUAUUUGAGUGUUCUCUCGUAAUUCUGACAGAAGAUCAAAAUUGGAAACUGUAUAUCCUACACAACUGCAUUCAUCAACAUGAUCCAACUAAAAUUUCAUUAAGACUCAAAGUUUACUCCAAACUUUAAACUCCUGUAAGUUUAAUUUGUGAUAAUUUUUUUUCUUGGAAAGAACUUUUGAAUACUUAAUAGCAUGUUAACUCUAUCAUACCGUCGUAACUUUGCUCCAGAAAAAUUAAGCCAAAAACGAUGGACAGAAAAACAAAAGCAUUCACAGGAAAUUUACCCUGUUCAUCUCCUUCCAGGAUACAAUUUUCAAGCAAAGAGGCAACCCCCACAGAAAGCUCUGUGUACAAAAAUCUAGUACUAAAAAAUUGUACACUGGGGAAAUAAUGUCCACAAGUGCGGUUCCUAACGAAGAAAGUAACAAGUAAGUCGUCGUGUGGAUAAUCCCAAGCCAAGUUUAUGAGCAAAAUAAUCUAAACUUCAAUCCUUCAAUUAUAAAAUUGCGAGCCUAAAUGUACAGCAGCUGUACACAUUCUGUAAACAGAAUUUUUUUUACAAAUCAAAAUGUUGCUGGACCUAUCGAACUGUAGCUCCAAGACAGUCUAAGCGUUUAAUGAAAACACUCUCACAUGUUUUCAUUCGACAGUUUGGAUAAAACUCAAAUUUCUUUCACAUACAAAGCUGUAAUAAUGUGCAACAACAAUGAAAUCUGCAUCGAUCGACAACACCACGUUUCGAACUACACACUUUAGAAAACUGCCGCAAAGCCGACCGCCUUCGAUCCACUAGCCACAAGACAAGUUACACAGCAAGACAAUCGCUCAGAAAAUUUCUUUACCUUCUUUAUAAUUUCCUUUUGUUCCGAGUGACACGAGGUUAACUUAAACCAAGCGUAAGCUUAUUUUUCUGCCAUAAACGGAGUAAACACACACACACACGGAAAUUUAGCAUCUAAAUAUAGUUUUUCCAGCAACAAAGUACUAGCUAAGUCAUAUUAACAAAACAAAGCCCAAAAAUGUCUGUCCCUCUACUUUUUUUGGUUGAAUUCGUGAUAAGAAACUCGAACUAAACAACAAAAACAUUUUGGAUAGCGUUGUAAUACGCUCUUCUAUCAACAGUAGAAUGUUGUCGAAUGUUAGAUUCACAAAGUCGAAUUUUUGACACAAAAACGGGAUAUACAUUUAACAAAACUGUCGCUUCCGUGCAACUCGGUACAAGCUAAUUUAUAUACCAAAACAAAGCCCAAUAAUUUUUCUUCCACUACUUUAUAAUUUCUUUUUGUACCGAGUUGCAUGGAACAUGCAGUAAACAAAGAGAGUAAAAAUUACCCACCUUUUCGACAUGUCUUCCACAUGCAAACCAGCGAUCUCAACGUCAAAAACACUGAAUCAGACCAUGCCACUGCGAUUUUUCGCCAGUUCCAGGACGCUAUAUUCUCUAGAGAACACACUUCCGUCAAAACUUUGAUGAAAAUAAUUUUUGAUCUCUUACAGUGGCAAGAAAUUGCAACGCUGUCACUGCCAAAAAAAGCUGCCAUCGCUUCUUUCAUCUCAACAACAUUUCGCGGGUAUUUUUGCCUCAGAGCCAAUGACAUUGCCCGAAAUAGAUCACGUGUCAUUUUUAGUAGAGCAUGCGCAGACAUUUUCGCCGGUGAAGAACAAACUAACAAUUGUUAUGCUUUAAUUUUCUCAAUUCUGACAGCCUGGUUCCACAAGAACAAAUAUGAAAAUGUAAAAAAGAUAUGAAAUAUUUCUAGUAACGACAGUUUUCUGAUUAACAAAAUAUUUUAUCAUUUCUCUUUCAAAAUAACAACUGGUUUGUAACUAACCUAUCAACUAUAUACGAGCCUUAUCACGUUGUAAUCACUUGGCUCAGGACACAGAUCUCGUUUGAACUCUUAAGAUCGGUACAUGCAUGCGUCAGAGGUUCGCGAACGCCGUUUCGUAGCAAGCUAGAGCAAUCAUUAGACUGUAAAAUAAAUGUCGCUAGUGCGGAUAUCUGAAAUACGUGUCUAUAUGCUUUUAUACUUAGGGCUUUUUAUGGACACUGGUUUAGCCGUCAUUAGUAUAAUUCGAUUGCAGGAUCUUAAUAUCUCUGCAUAAUGGUAUUCUUAAUUUUAUAGAAUUUUGAACUUUUAUUAUUAAUUAUAUCUAUUUCCUCUUCUUUUAUGUAAGGUUUAGUUACUUCUAUUUUUUAGAAUUUGUAAAUGAAUAGUUUUUUCUAUCUUCACUUAUAAUAUAUAGGAUUGUUUUUGUUCUCUAAUGAAGGACGAGGGAUUUCUUUUGUAACGGAUCGAAUUGUAGAUAGUGUCUUUGAUGAAUUAAUUAGAUUUUUUGUAACAGCAGGUUGAUUGUAAAUAGGAUUUUAAUUGAGGUUUUGUAAUAAAGAUUCUUUUAUUUACCUAUCAACUAUAUACGAUGAACCUAAUCUUCCCCCCUCCCCCUCCACUCAAGAAAAAUUUUUUCCCUCUGGCCCAUACUUGACACGAGGAGGCCUAUUUCUUAAGACAGUUCUCACAAUUCUUACUUCUUCAAUUCUAGGACUCUGUUGGUUCUGCUUUUGUUGUGGCUUAUCUGACUGCUGCUUGGUGUUUGACAAGACAUGCAUGGCUGUUGGCUUGGUGUUUGUUGACACUUGCGUGGCUGUUGGCUUGUUGUUGAUUGUGAAGUGCGUGACCAUUGGCUUGGUGUUUGUUGAGACAUGUGACAGUUGGCUUGGUGUUUGUUGA